Molecule: messenger RNA, 1166 nt
Organism: Cucurbita moschata (crookneck pumpkin)
Lineage: Eukaryota; Viridiplantae; Streptophyta; Magnoliopsida; Cucurbitales; Cucurbitaceae
Product: myb-related protein 305-like
Exons: 3
Coding region: 407-1042 (211 amino acids)
Biological process (GO): regulation of DNA-templated transcription
Cellular component (GO): nucleus
Molecular function (GO): DNA-binding transcription factor activity; sequence-specific DNA binding
Source: RefSeq, a predicted model, not a curated record
UUUAUUACAAAUGAAUUCAAUAUCCAUGCAUUAACAUCGCUUCCAUCCCCUUUUCUUAUAAUUCAUAAACAAGCAUCAUGAUACACAAGUGUUGAAAACGAUUGCUGUAAACUAUUAUUUAAAACCCUAAUGACCUAAGACUAUUACAAAUUGAUUGGGUCCAUAACUUUUUAAAGAACAUCAAAAAGUCAUAUUUGUCCUUCAAACUCACCUCCCCUUCUACUUGCCCAAAAUGUUCAUUCCCCUCAUUGACCAAUUGAUUCAUGUCAUGCAUAGAACGGAAAACAAUGUACAUGUUCUAUAUUCCUCAUGCAUACAUACAUAUAAACAUGCCCAUUUCACUAUAUAUAAGCCUUCACCCAUCCUUACAUUUUAUUAGCUUCCCACACCAAGGUAGUGAGAAAGGAUGGGUACAGAGAGGUUAAGCUCUUCUCAGGAUGAUAAUGAACUGAGAAAGGGGCCAUGGACAAUGGAAGAAGACUUAAUUCUGAUGAAUUACAUUGCCAAUCAUGGUGAAGGAGUAUGGAAUUCACUGGCCAAAGCUGCAGGUCUCAAACGUACCGGGAAGAGUUGUCGCCUCCGAUGGCUGAACUAUCUUCGGCCCGGCGUUCGGAGAGGCAAUAUAACUCCUGAAGAGCAGGUCUUGAUCAUGGACUUGCAUUCUAAAUGGGGCAACAGGUGGUCAAAAAUUGCAAGACAGCUUCCUGGAAGAACAGAUAACGAGAUAAAGAAUUACUGGAGGACGAGGAUACACAAGCAUAUGAAGCAGCAAGAGGAAGGCGAGAAAGUUGGCGAGCUGAUGAUAUCAAUCACUAGCGGUUUGGAGACGAACGACGAUGGUGGCAUCAGCCCUUGUAGCCAAGUUUCAAGCAUUCAUAAUGUUGCAGAGCCGAUGGAGAUCAGCCAUGACUACCUCCCAUCAUCUCAAGGAGAUAUUGAGGCUAUGGCCUAUGAGCACACAACUUGGCCUCGUGAGAAUGGGGCAAAUAAUGACAACUACUGGAGCAUGGAGGAUCUUUGGUCCAUGCAAUUACUUAAUUGAACUGUUUGCAGGGAGGAACAAGGAGCCGUGUUUAAAUUAUGUAUAGUUUAACCUUAAAUAAAAUUUUUCCUUCUAUAUUUUUUUAUCUUUUUUAUGGGAUGUUCAUCAGAAACUCAUGUUGAUG